UCAGGACAGUUUCCCAAUUCUGAUAAUAUAAAGCAACUACAAGAAAAUCUUUUGAACAAAAUGGACCUAGGUUCCGAUGAUAGUCGACGAUGGAAUAAUGUUCAUUACGAUAUUCUUGCUCGAUCGGGACAUAUUAACCAUAAACAGAAGUUCGACGCGCAAUUUUUCAAUAUGACAUCUUUUGAAGCACACGCCACUGAUCUUAUGUGCAAGAUAUUGCUUGAAAACACCUACGAAGCUAUUAUUUAUGCCGGUAUAAAUCCUAAAGAAUUAAGAGGAACAAAA
Messenger RNA from Dinoponera quadriceps, 285 nucleotides. Its product is annotated as fatty acid synthase-like. Lineage: Eukaryota; Metazoa; Arthropoda; Insecta; Hymenoptera; Formicidae. The transcript is spliced from 3 exons. Gene Ontology annotation, molecular function: fatty acid synthase activity. Gene Ontology annotation, biological process: fatty acid biosynthetic process. The record is from RefSeq and is a predicted model, not a curated record. The annotation marks the transcript as partial.